This is a messenger RNA of Scheffersomyces stipitis CBS 6054, 1167 nucleotides long. RefSeq lists its product as uncharacterized. The record is from RefSeq and is a predicted model, not a curated record. NCBI's taxonomy places the organism in Eukaryota, Fungi, Ascomycota, Pichiomycetes, Serinales, Debaryomycetaceae. The transcript has a single exon. The coding region runs from base 1 to 1167 and encodes 388 amino acids. Gene Ontology annotation, cellular component: mitochondrion. Gene Ontology annotation, biological process: biosynthetic process; mitochondrial respiratory chain complex I assembly.
AUGCUAAGGUGUAACCGUCUAGUUGUGCGAUCGGGUUUGCGAAGAUCUUACUCUUCAAUUUCUUCUUCCAAGUACGAAGUGCAGUUGUUUAAUGCUACUGAGAAUAUCAAUAAGCUCUUGGAGACCCAUGAUCGUUCUUCAUAUAUAUUAGCACAGUACGUUCCCGAGCCAGCCCGAAACGCCUUCUUGGCUAUACGGGCUUUCAACUUGGAGAUCAAUAAGAUCAGCGAUGGUGGCAGCAAUACAGGCUCCGUCGCUUCCAAGGCAUCUUCACAACUUUCCAAGUCAAUGGGAAUCUCCACAGCAGACAUGAAGUUCAAGUUCUGGAGUGAUUUAGUCGCCAGGGUGUUCACGGAAGACCCAUAUCUGGAAAAAGACAUCGGUGAACCCAUAGCCAUAUUGUUGAGAGAUGCAUUACGGAACGACUUGAACUUAGACGUUACUUAUUUCCAUCAAUUCCUACAGACUAGAAGGCAAUUCUUGAAGUCCCCGACGUUCCAGACUGUAGACGACAUUUGUUCCUACGGUGAAGGAACCUACUCCCAAUUGAACUACCAGACUCAAGCUCUAUUACUAUCUCCGUCCAUAUCGCCUUCUGUGAUUAGUCUUUUGGAACAAUCAACAUCGUUGCAGUCUAAGGUAAGUGAUAUCGCUGCACAUAUCGGGCAAGCCACAGCUGUCGGUGCCAUGAUCUUGGGAAUGAACUACUAUGCUACGUCCAGAAACCAGGUCACGUUGCCUGUGAAUUUGAUGUCCAAGUACGACUUGUCCCAGGAGUCAGUGUUGAAAUUGGCCCAAGGACACGUGAAAGAGAAGACAGAGGUAGAUGCUAUCAGAGACAAGUUGAAAAAUAUCGUUUACGAAACAGCCACAACAUCCAAUGAUCAUAUCCUUACAGCCAGGGCCAAGUUAUCACAAUGCAAACAAGAGAUCAACGAGAUAGUCAGGGCCAACAUGCAUGACCAAUUACUUCAGAAGAACUCCAAGCGUUGGCGGAAGUUCAUGCCAGAUGUAAUUUUCACUCCUUUCAUGGUAGCCAUUCCUACGACGUUGUACUUGAACAAGUUAGAGAAACACGACUUUGAUAUUUACCACCACAAGAUGCAGCAGAAGGAAUGGCGGUUGGCGUGGACUUCGUUCAAGGACUACUACCAGAGAACGAUAUAG